AUGGCAAAUACUAAACAAAAUAUGAGACCAUUAAGGCCUAACUUUAAUAUAAAAAAUACUUCUUAAGUUUCAGAAUAGGAGCCUCCAUAACCAACUCUUGAAAAUAAAGAGUAGAAAGCUCCUGAACCAAAAAUUAAUUUAAGACCUUUCGUACGUCCGCCUAGUUCAAAAAAAGAUGAUGUUCAACAAUCGUAAUAGUUUUAAGAAUCAAUAAUGGAUUAGAAAGUGGAUGAGUAAAAAAACACAUAACAAAGUAACAGAUUCCACUUACAUUUAAAGGAAGAACACCAGUAAAUGGAUUUAGAAAAUUUAAUCUACAAAGUGCUGCACCUAUCUAAUAAAAUGAAGAGAUUUUAAAUGCGGCUUAGUAAUAUUAAGGACCAGCCAUUAAUCUAUUUGCUAAUAAAGAAAAAAUUUAAUAAGAAGUUAGUCAAAUCAAAUAAAAAGAAUUAAGACAAAUGGUACAAGUGCAAAUGAAACAAAGACCUUUAAAUGCACCUGAAAUGAAUUUAUUUUCUGGAAAAGAAUCUGUUGAUGGUUCAGAUACAUUUAAGAAGAUGAAACCUAUAAAACCAACAAAUAAAUAAGAGCCAAUCACAAAAGACACUAUAAAAGUAGCAGAGUUAUUGGAAAACAAGAUUCAAUUUUAGGCUCCUUAAGAAGAGCAAUAAAUUGAAACUAAAAAGAUUCCUAGAACAAGAGUUAAGUAAGCAGUUUAGGAAUAGAUUGAUAUAGAAUAGUUGAAUAAUAAUUAGUAAUAAAAUACAAAACAAUAAGGUGAAGAAACUAAGAUGGAUAAGACUUAGAAAGAGAUGAAUAAAACUAUAAGUAAGAAAACUGGAAAGUCUAAUUAGAUUUCAUAGUAAUCAUAAUAAUUAAAUGAAUAACCUGAGGAAACUAAUAAAUAAUUAGUAUAAACAAAAGAAGUAAUGUAGAAUCCAUAAUAAACAGUUACUACAAUAGAUGAUUACAAAGAGAGAGUAAAAUAAUAUAUUAAUUAUUAAAUAGACAAUUUAAUUUAAUACUAGUACUACAAAAAAUGUAUUUUAAGGUAAGACAGAGGAAUAAAAGAAAAGAGUAAAGGAAUUAUAAUAAUUAAUUACUUUAGAAGUUGAUGAUUAUAGCAAUUAAUUAGUGAUUUAACCUAGAAGUAAGAAAAUUAAAAUUAUUCUUAAUAGCUGAAUAUGAAACAUAUCUCAAUCAUAUUAAAGCUAAUAUAAUUAGAAAUUCAUGUGAUUAGGCAUUUGAUGAUAGAUUAACAGUGGAUACUUAAACAGAUGAAUUUUAAACAAAUGAUUUUGGUGGAUAAUGUCCAGAAGAUUAUAAUAGAACAUUUCUUGCUCAUAAACAAUAAUAUCAAAAAGAUAAUCGUUUAUGUGAAUUUAUUGAAUAGGCUUGUGAUAUAUUUGAAGAAAUUCUUAAUGUAGAUAAUAAUAGAAAUUAGAUUAAAUUUGAUUAAGAAUAGUUAAAUCAUAAAUUUCCUAAUAAAAUAAAUAAUGUUUUUAAAACUAAAUGUUUAAAUAUUGUAGCUCAUUAAAUAAAUAAUAAUUAAUUAGAAUUAUUUGAAACUUAUUAUAUUGAAAAUGAUAAAUUUAAAUGGCUUAAUGGUUCAUUAAUAAUUUAAUAUCCUUAAAAUGUAUUAUAUUAUACACCUUCAAAAGUAACAUGUUUGAUUUGUGAAUAAAAUUUAUUGAUUUGUGGAAAUGCAGAUGGAUAAUUAUGUGGAUGGAGUAUAAAUGAUAUUGGUUAUAACAAUAAAUAUAUUGAUAAAAUAAAAGAAUUAUUGUAAAAUGAAUUUAAAGUUAAAAGUAUAAAUUUUGCUUCAGAAUGGAAUUUAUCUAUUUUAGAUUAAUUUAGUGAUGCAAAUAUGAACUAAUUAUCAUAAAUACAAUAAAUAACCCAUAAUUCAUUAAUCAAAUUGAUUUUUGAAAUAGUUGUAAUGGAUGUAUUUGGAAAUAUAUAAGUUUGGGAGAUUUAAGAUUUAAAAUAUAAUGAAUAAGAAAAAUUAUAUGUAGAUUUAGGAAUUAAGUCAAAAAAGAAAUUAGUAUUAUUAAAUACAAUAAAUAAAAAUUUGACUAAAAUUUAUAGUUGUAUGAGUAUGGAUAUAGAUACGUAAUAUGAAUAAUUUAAUUUAUAGUAUUCUCAUUUGUGGACCUUCAAAAGUUAUUAAUAUUUCUCAACAAAGAUCAUAUUAUGAUGAUUCAGAUAUGCAACCUUGUAUUAUUAGUAAUAUCUAUUAUGAUUAUUUUUGUGUUGGUUAUAGUGAUGGUCAUAUACAGUAAUAUAUAUAUAUAUAUAUUAUAGAUUAUUUCAUAAAGACUUUACAAAAUCAAUUUGGUAAUUGAGAAUUGGAUUAAAGAAAAUAAUAUGGAUUAGAAUACUUUGUGAUGGUUUGAUUGGCAUUAUAGAUAGUGAAUAGAAUAUAUAUGUAUAUUGUGUUUAAGAUAAUACCCAAAUGAUUGGUAAAUAAUUAAAUGAUAAAGAUCAUUGGAGAUACAAUUAUGCUUAGUAUGUAUUUGUUAUUACUUUAAGCUAAAAUGGUUAAGAAUUGACAAUAGUUGGAAAAGAUAAAAAUAAUGAUUUGCAAUUGAUUAAAGAAAGAUUAGAAUUAAAGGGAACCAAAAGUGAGAUAUUCGAUAACAUUUAUUUGGAUUAUUAUGGAUAAUGA
This is a messenger RNA of Paramecium pentaurelia, 2668 nucleotides long. The record is from the annotation of a GenBank genome assembly. Lineage: Eukaryota; Ciliophora; Oligohymenophorea; Peniculida; Parameciidae.